Molecule: messenger RNA, 9052 nt
Organism: Closterium sp. NIES-67
Lineage: Eukaryota; Viridiplantae; Streptophyta; Zygnematophyceae; Desmidiales; Closteriaceae
Source: the annotation of a GenBank genome assembly
CUCCAGCCUGACACCAUCCCUGACAUCGCUACUUCAACAAGGAACCGCCUUUUUACACGGCUGGCAUUCUAGAUAUAUUUCCUGGAACUGUAAUAGCAGAUGUUUAUUCUUUUAGCGUCAACCACCCGGCGGUCCUCUCAGUCAUGCUUUCCGACGAAGGAGCUGUGGCAAGCACUUGUCUCGAGCGAGUCGAUUCCGGUGCUCAGGUCACCUGAGCUGCACCAUCGACCGAUCAUUAGGCAGUUGGCGCAUGGCGUUGACGCACGUACAACCGAAUUGCGUCGUAUGUAGCUCGUGGUUCCUGAGUUCGGAUCCCUAGUAGCGUGGCCACUUCACCAGGACUCUCUUUCCUCAGCUGGCAGGUCACUGCUGCCAGUUUGUGAGGCGCCUCAAAAACAGCUAGCCGAAUCAUCCGCUGAUACUACUAAGUCUCCCCUUCACCCGCAAUGAGCGGUGAGGGGAAACAGCGACCUGUCCGCACCACGCGGCUGCGCGAAACCUCCCUCAAGAGCAUUUUCCUCCGCACGCGGACCCAGCCGCUGGGUGGGCCCACUACUGCUAUUACUAGUAGGCCGUACGGCGAUAGUAUCGCCCCUUCCACCGACCCUGCUCAGGUCAAAGCCACCGAGGCUUUCCCGGAUGCCUCCGACACAGGAGUGCUGGUAACAGAUCAUGUAACCGUUACAUCACCAGAUGCAUCUGUAGCAGCGCCUGACGGACUGGAAUCACCAACAGAUACACCACCGAUGACGGCAGACGCGGCUGCUCUGAUGGCGUCAGACGCUGCUCUGGCAGUUUCUAAUUCACGAGGUGUGCGAGAAGACGGCAACAUACUUGCAACGUCCACAGCAGCUCCUGGUUUAGUUACAGCAUCAGCUUCUGGCGAAACAAGGCUUACUGACCAGGGUGUAGCAAGUACGGGAGGAAACACUGUGCAGGUUGUUCCACUGGAGGCUGAGGGAAGCAAGGAGAAGGCAGUGGCAGAGGGGGGUGCGUCCGUUGCAUCGACAGCAAAGAAUGACUUCUUCCUGCCCGUGUCAGAGAGGAGGAAGCGCAAGCAAGCUGAGAAGCUAGCGCACAAGCUAGUCCAGCAGAAACAGCAGCAGCAGGAGGGGGAACCGAUGCAGCAGCAGCAGGAGCAGAGGGUGGGUGAGGUAAAACGUAAGCCAGGCAGACCAAGAAAGGGAGAGAAGCAGCUGGAGGUGGUUAUGGGGUCUGGAAAACCACAGGAGGGGGAGCAGAUGCUGUUGCAGCAGCAACAGCAGCAGCAGCGGGUGGGUGAUGUAAAACGUAUGCGGGGUAGACCAAGGAAAGGAGAGAAGCAACAGGGGGGGGCUGUGGGAUCUGGGGUGGUAGCAGGAGCACAGGCUGAUGCUGCUGUGGCUGUUGAGGUUUCAACCAUCCCUUUGGCUGACGUGUCACUCACCCCUUUAGCUGACGUGCCAGUCACCCCGUCCGCGGACAUGGCAGUCGCCCCUUCAGUCGAUGUAACAGCCGCCCAUUCAACGGUCGCCGUCGUCCCUUCGACAUCCUGCGUGGGUUCGCCCAUGGGCGUUGGUGUCGGGAGGAAGCGUGUGUGUGCUAUGGAGGAGGACGGGGAGCACGUGCGAGAUCAGGUGCAAACGGGGAGUGAAGGGGUCGAAGGGAGUGAAGCAGGAAAGGGAAGAAAGGUGAAGGGUAAGCGUGUGUGUGCUAUGGAGGAGGACGGGGAGCACGUGCGAGAUCAGGUACAACCAGGGAGUGAAACGGCAAAGGAAAAAGAGCAAAAGGAGGUGGCGGAGGAGGAUGGGGAGUCCAAGCGAGAUCCGGUGCAAAGGGAGAGAGAAGCGGCAAAGGAAAAAGAGCAAAAGGAGGUGGUGAAGGAGGAUGGGGAGCACAUGCGAGAUCCGGUGACGAGAGAGAGUGAAGCGGCAAAGGGAAGAGAGCAAAAGGAGGUGGUGGAGGAGGAGAAAGUGGAGGCCUUUGGGGAGGAGAGGGUGGAGGCGAACGGGGCUGAGAUUGGGCCGUGUGGCAAGGGGGAAGAAGAGAGUGCGGAUGCUGCUGCGACUUCUGGGUCUCCUGCUGCAGAGAAGGCACCCGGGACUGCUGAUGCUGCUGUCAAUGAGGCCGUUGCUGCUACCACUGCAAGUGAGCCUGUUGCUCCAGCCGCUGUUGCUGCUGCUGACACCCUGUCGCAUGCUGCUGCGGCUUCUGGGUCUCCUGUUGCAGAGCAGGCACCCGGGACUGCUGAAGCUGCUGCUGUCACUGACGCCGCAGAAGCGGUGAAGGGAAGAGAGCAGAGGGAGAGAGUGGAGGUGAUUGGGGCUGAUACUGGGCUAAAUGGCAAGGGGGACAACGAGAAUGAGGGUGCUGCUGCGGCUUCUGGGUCUCUUGGUGCAGAGCAGGCUUCUGGGACUGCUGAUUCUGCUGCUUUCACUCAAGCUGUUGCUGCUACAGUUGCAAAUGAGCCUGCUGCUGCUGCUGCUGCUGCUGCUGCUGCUGCUGCUGCUGCUGCUGCUGCUGCUGACACCUUAUCGCGUGCGAAGGCGCAGACACCUGCAGCAGCAGAGGCACUGGGCCAAGUGGGGUCCUCACGCUUUGGCCGAAGGUUGAAGCAGAGGAGUCUCUUCGAGCCUCUGCCUGUGCAAGAGCGCCCAAAGAGGCGCAGAAAGCUUGCUGGAGCGACUCAAGAGCCUGGGCAUGGGAAAUUGUCAAAAGCGGCGAACCGAGAAUGCGCGUUGGAAGCCAAUUUUCAAGGGAAGAAACGGCUGCAGCAGAUGAUGCUAGGGGCUCGUUUAGUGCAUGGUGCUGGUGACACAGAGGCCGUAGCAGCAGCGGCACCGGUGCGCAGGUGUGAUACAGACGAAGUUGGUAAUGCUGGUGGGGGGGUGUGCGAGCGGGGCACAAAGGAAGGUGAUAGCAAUGGAGAGGAAGCAGUUGAGCGAGGUACAAAUGAAGGUGAUUAUAGUGGUGAGGAGGUGGAUUUGACAGCAUCAGGCGAUGAAGCUGAGGUGGGGGAGGAAGAAGGAAGAGUUGAGGUUGGGGGAAUGGGGAUGGGGGCGGGGAUGGGGGGGGAGACAAGAGACGGAGCAUUGGAAGGAGAGGGGAGGAAGGAAGGGGAGGAGGGGAAGGAAGAGGAGGAGGGGAAGGAAGGGGAGGAGGGGAAGGAAGGGGAGGAAACUGAUGAUGAUGUGGAAGUAGUGGAGGAGGAAGAGGGGGAAGAGGAAGAGUACAAGGAGGAAGAGGAGGAGGAGGAAGAGGUGGAAGAGGAGGAGGAGGACGGAGAGGAGGAGGAAGAGGAGGAGAUGGAGGCAAAGGUGGAGCGGGAGAAGGCGCGGAUGCGAGAAGAGGCAGCCAAGGCAGCACAGCUCUUUGCCAAGACCACUGCUGGUCGCCCACUGCACUCCUUCUUCCUCCCCAGGCAACGCCACCCAAAGCCAUCCCCUGCCACUGCUGCUGCUGCUGCUGCUGACGAGGCUGCUAAUAACGGGAGCGGCUCUGGUGCUGGUGCUGGUGCUGGGGCAGCAGUUGCGGCAGGGGUAGUAGACUUGGGAGGGCCUGCAUGGGUAGGCGGUGGAAAGGCCGGCGGUGAAGGGUUCUUUGCUGCACGAGUGGUCAGGUUUUCGAGUCGGAAGGCCCCCUUGCUGCCGUUGAAUCCCUUUCAUGUGACCCAAGCGGUGGUGGGGGAGGGAAAGGAGGAGGCACAGCAGCAGCAGCAGCAGGAUCCGUGCUCUGCGACCCUCUCUUGUUUCAUUGGAGCAUCACUUGUCUUCUCUUCUCGUUCGCAAGCAGGCGCUCUCCACUGCAGUCCCCCAUCGCCCUCCAAGUCCGCUCCUCUCCUUUCCUUCUCCACCCCUCUCUCUCCCCCCAAUUCCUCCCCUCCCUUGCCACCUCUCCCUCCCCGCCCCUCCCUUGGCCAAGUGCUGUUCGGUCGCCGUGCGGCUGAGGUGUAUGGGGGGAUGCUUCAAGCAGGGGAGGAGAUACGGGGGAGGGAGUUAGGGGAGAAGAGUGGAGUGGGGGAGAUGUUAGAGGGUGGAACAGGCGGUGGAAAGGCCGGUGCUGGGUGCUCAGCAGCAGGGGAUGCAGCAGUGCAUACGAAUGUAGCAGUUGAUACGGUUGAUAGGGCAGUCGAUACAGCAUUUGAUAGAGCAGUCGAUACAGCAUUUGAUAGAGCAGUCGAUACAUCAGCGAAUGAGACAGCAAGGGAGACAUCAGGGGAAAGAGUGUCAGCAGCAGACGUUGCAAGGGGCACAGAAGCAGCAGCUGAGACAUCUGGAACGGAGGGUUCUGGAGCAGGCUUGACAGCUGGAGCAAACGGAGGAUCACGAGCAGCAGCUGCGUCAGGAGCAGGUGUACCAGCAGCAGCAGCAGCAGUGGCAGCAGCGGCAGCCUCAGCGACUGACCUCUGGUCGCGCCAUUACCAACCAAAGAGUCCCGCAGAGAUUUGCGGUAACGAGGCUGCUGUUAACGAGUUGCUCCAGUGGCUGAAGCAGUGGCAGGGCCGCCUUGGAUUCACACCCGUCUGUGAUGCUGCUGCUGCUGCUGCUGCUGCUGCUGCUGCUGCUGCUGCUGCUUGUGGUGAUGCUGCGGCUGCUGCUGCAGAUGCAGAUGCAAUUGCUUCUUCUGGCAAUGCUGCUGCUGCCAAUGCCGUCGCUGCUGCUGCUCCUGCUGCUGCUGCAGGUAGAACUGAUAGACUGGGAAGCAGGGGAGGUGAAGACGGGAGGGGAGGUUAUCGAAGCAGGCGGGGGAGGACUGUGAAGCAAAGGAGGGCGUGGGGAGCAGAUAAGGCAGGAGAUGGGAUUGAGAGCGGUGAAGAGGGAUGGAGUGGUGAUGACAGUGAUGGUGACAGGGGGGGUGAGUGCGAGAGUGACUAUAGCGCACAGAGUGACGACUAUGGCCAAGGAAGUGACUCUGACGGAUGGUUGGAGGAGGAGCAGGGGGAGCAGCUGCCAUGUGCUGUGCUGCUAACAGGACCUGUGGGGAGCGGCAAGACAGCAGCGGCAUACGCCUGUGCAGCUUCCCUCGGCUUCCAAGUCGUCGAAGUAAAUGCCUCUGACCCCCGUGACGGGGCGUUGCUUCGAGGAAAGUUCUCGGAGCUCCUCUUCUCGCACCGCCUCUCCGCCAAUCGCGCUGUGCAACGUGGCAUUUUCAACUCUCGUGCUGCUGCUGUAGCAUCCAACUCCCUCUGCUCUCCUCCUCCUCUUCCUGCUGCUGCUGCUGCUAGUAAUGCUGCCCCUGCCACUGCACCCACUGCUCCCACCGCUCCCACCGCUCCCACCGCUGCUACAGCCAGGCCCAUGGGGGCGUCGGUGCUCCUAUUCGAAGACGUGGACGUGCUUAUCGAUGAAGACAGGGGCUUCAUUCCGCUUUUGGUGCAGCUCUUGUCGCCGUCUCGCCAGCGCAACAAGCGACCCAUCAUUCUCACUGCCAACUCUCCCAACCCGAGCCUCCCCGCCGCCCUCACUCGCUUCGUCAUCCCCUUCAGUUUACCUCGAGCACACCAAGUCUUGCCGCUUCUGGACAAGGUUUGCUUGGAACAAGCACCUCUCGCUCCUCCCCCGCUUCCCGCCCUCCUCUCCCUCCUCCUCUCCCCUCUCUCCUCUGACCUCCGCUCUCUCCUCGUCUUCCUCCAAUUCUGGCUUCCUAGGGGUUUGCCACUUCCCAACCCUUUAUUCCAGGCUCCUCCUGGGGUUCAGCUGCCUCAACCUGUGGAUUGUACGGAUGAUAGUGGUAAUAGUGGCUGUGAUUGCAGCAAAGAUGGAUGUGAUCGUAAAGGAGAAAGUUUGGCAGGAGAGAGGGGAGUCAGGCGGGAGGAGUUGGUUAAAGCACUCUGGGUGCAGGGAGCCCCACACCGGUCCCUGCCCGGAUUUUUCGGGCAUGUUCACAGCAGGGUUAUGGCGCCCGUGUCAAACUUUUUGGCCGCCCGGUUGGCUGCGGCUGUUGCUGCAGCAGCAGAGGAAGAGACAGAGGCGGUUGCAGGGGUGCUCGGAAGGAGGUGGGAGGGGAGGAGGAGGAGGGAGGAGAGAGGGAGGGAGAGGGAGGCGAGAGAAAGGGCUGAGAGGAGGCGGAUGGAGCGGGCAGAACGGGCAGCGGAAAAAGAAAGGGAGAGGGUGGAAAGGGCGAGGAGGCGAGCAGCGAAAUUGGCAGCUAUGGAGGAGGAGGAAGGGGAGGUGAUGGUGAUAGGUGGGGGAGAAGGGGAGUGUGGAGAGGGAGGCGAGGGAAGUGGGGGAGAUAAGGGAUUUGGAGUUAUGGAGCGCAAAAGUGAGGCUCGUAGAGAGAGUAGUCUGGUGGCAAGGGUUGCAACGGUUGCAAAUGGCAGUCUGAGGAGGCUGAGGCGGGGGAGGGGAGCGAAAAGGAGGCUUUCAGGGGAAAGGGGGCUGGACAGGAGGGAUAGUGAUGGAGGGGAGGGUGGGGUUGAAGAGAGAAUGGGCGAGGAGGGAGCAGAUGCUGCUGGGGAUGGUAUUGAGGAGAAGGUGGGAGAUGAGAAUGUGGCAGGGGUUGGGAAGGAGGUGGCUAGAACAAGCAGUGAGGAAGGGGCUGGUUUUGAGUUGAGUCGAAAUGAGGAGAACAAGGGUAGAUUCGCUCGGAAGAGGAAGCUGAGGGCGGUUAUGAGCUCAGACGAGGAGGAGGAGGAAGGAGAGAAAGAAGAGGUGGAGAUGGAGGAGGGAAUGGGGGGCUACAGCCAAGGUGGGGUGCGACGACGGCAGAAGAGACUAGAGGAUCUAGGGCGUUUCAGUGGGGAUGUGAACAGCAGUGAGAGGUGUGAGGGCACGGAUGCACCUGAUGUUGAGCGCUUGAGGCGCCUGGAAAGUGGUCUGAGUGGGGAUGUGAACAGCAGUGAGAGGUGUGAGGGCACGGAUGCAAGGGAAAACCAAACGGCUGAGGCUCAAGGGAUUGUUGAGUCGACUCAUAAGUCACCUCGACUCAAAAGUCACAGCAGUGAGAGGGGUGACGGCACGGACUCAAGGGAAAACCAAACGGCUGAGGCUGAAGGCAUUGGGAGUGGCAGGGGGAAAGGAAAUGUGGAGGAGGUUGCAGAAGUGAGAUCAGGGGAAGGGUCGCGUGUUGAGGUGGCGAGGGGGGAGGUGAGAGGAGGUGAGAGCGCGUAUGCAGUUGAGGGUGAAGGGAGGGGAGGUGGCAAGGUGAAACCAAGUUUGGUGGCGGUUGCACAAGUGAGAUCAGGGGAAGGGUUGGGUGUUGAGGUGGUGGGGGGGGAGGUGAGAAGAGAGGAGCAGUGUGGGGAGGGGGUGACUGGGGAAGGGGCGACUGGGAAGGGGGGAACUGGGGAGGGGGAAACUGGGGAGGGGCCAGGCGUUGAGGUGGGGGGAGAGGUGAGGGGAGUUGAAGGGCAGUGUGGGGAUUGGGCGACUGGAGAGGGGGCGACUGGGGAGGGGGCGACUGGAGAGGGGGCGACUGGGGAGGGGGCGACUGGAGAGGGGGCGACUGGGGAGGGGGCUACUAAAGAGGGCGCAACUGGGGAGGGGGGAGGAGGGGAGGGGGAGACCGGGGUGGGGAUAACUGGGGAGGGGGAAACUAGGGAGGGGGGAGCUGGGGAUGGUGCAACUGGGGAAGAGGCAGUUGGGGAGGGGGAAACUGAGGGGGGAACUGGGGAGGGGGCAACUGGGGAGGAGUGUGGUGUGACAAGGGACGAGUGUGAAGAGGGGAGGGAGGAAGAGGAUGAGGUGGCUUUUGAGUCGACUGAAAAGUCAGCUCGGGAGGAAGAGGAUGAGGUGGCUUUUGAGUCGACUGAAAAGUCAGAUCGGGAGGAAGAGGAUGAGGUGGAAGCACUGAGUGACGUGGAGGGUGACACAGAUGGGCUGCUGGAGGAGCUGCUGCCAGGUGGCAACACGCGAUUGGAGGAGAUCUGCUCAGCCAGCGCAGCAGAUACCUGGAAGGAGCUCAAGCUUCAGGCGUCCGAAUCUGAUUGGCUCAGAGCGAACAGGUCCGGUACCGAGGCUAAGACCGAGGCUCGGCAGGAGCUGACUCUGUUGACUCGGCUGACCGAGCUGACUGCCAGGCUGGCAGAUGCUGACGUCAUCACAGGGGGAUUGACCUGCCACAGGGUGCCCAUGGGGUUGGAGACUGACGCUGACUUUGACUGGCUCAACAGGAAGACUGGCGUUGACUUUCUUGACUGGGGGGCUCCAGCCCCUUCCCACAUGUUCAACGCUGCCAAUGCAGCCGAUACAUGGAACAAUGCAAGUCAUUCAGGGGCUGCUGGUGAUGCUUCUGCUGCUGCUGGUGCUGCUGCUUGCAAGCGGCCAUGUCUUGAGGCACUUCAAGACAUGUCCGAGCCUGCUGGGGUCUGGCCAUGGGCCAAGACGGGUCAUCGGGGUGUUGAUGAGGAACAACCAGGCAGGGAGGAUUGGUGUGACCUGCCUGUUUCUAUCGAAGCAGCUCUUAAAGGAGACAGCAGUUCCGCAGAAUGUGAUCUACACAGCUCCCAUAAGCAGCAGUGUUUGAGUACCGGCAUGACAGCUCCAUGUAGCAAGGCUGGCAAGGCCGGCAAGGCUUCAUCUAGACUGGUGCUUCCUGGGGAGGGUGUAGAAUCAGAAAUAGCCCCUGUCUUAGCUUACUCGGCUAUGCUCUUUGCGCUCACAGGCUGUCUCCCUGCCACGGCAACUCCAAGAUUGGAUGGUCGGACUGCCCCGCUCCAUGCUAGUGGGAGUGAAUGUGACAAUAGCGAGGGUGAUUGUGGGCGAGGUGAUUGUGAGGUAGGAGGGUGGGCGAAGGAGGCCAGAGGGAAGUGGUUGUCGAUGCGUCGAAUGCUGGCAGUGCAUGGCGAUGCUGAUGCCAUAGGGUCGUUGAUGGCUUCUCAUGAGUGUCUUAUGUGAGUGGUCGUUGGUGGUUAUCGAAGUAACAUCUUCGAGCAUCCUACCGUGGUGAUGGGUUGGUUCGAUGGAUGGUGGGCGGGGAAGGCCUCUUGGAUGUGGUUGUCUCUGGGUAGAAUGCUGGUCGUGCAUGGUGAUGUUGAUGCAAUAAGAGGGUUUAUCUUAGGGUUUAUUUUAUGCUGCGUUUUUCUUGGCACGUUAGUUCCAUGAUUUGAUAUCAAAUUGGCGAUUAUGAUCGGUUU